Andrographis paniculata is the source of this 4651-nucleotide messenger RNA. Its product is annotated as sister chromatid cohesion 1 protein 4. Gene Ontology annotation, biological process: synaptonemal complex assembly; mitotic sister chromatid cohesion; replication-born double-strand break repair via sister chromatid exchange. The transcript is spliced from 16 exons. The record is from RefSeq and is a predicted model, not a curated record. Gene Ontology annotation, molecular function: protein binding; chromatin binding. Gene Ontology annotation, cellular component: synaptonemal complex; cohesin complex. NCBI's taxonomy places the organism in Eukaryota, Viridiplantae, Streptophyta, Magnoliopsida, Lamiales, Acanthaceae. The coding region runs from base 666 to 4316 and encodes 1216 amino acids.
UAGUUCGAAACCAGCUCUACUUCCGAUCCACGCCGUCAAUCGAUACCCCAGCGACAAAUCUCGACCGUUCACCUGCUGCAAUCGAUUGACUUUACCCAGUUCAUAAGCCAAAGGCGCUUUCCUUUUUAAACGACAUAAAUAAACUCGACAUAUAGAGAGAGAGAGAGAGAACGCAAGCGAAUUCACGCACUCGCAAAAAUCGAAAUUGAAUCUUUUUCUUUGCACACGGGAAUGCAAGAUUUGCGCUCUCACCUCGUUGGCUGCCUCUCCAGAUGCGGAUAAACGUCACGUGUAUGCAUAGAUAGGUGUAAGAGUUACCGAGCAGUGCUGCUGUCCGCUUCGAUCUCAGCUAGAAUUGAAGCUUUGAGGGCUUACUUUGCGUUUUUGUGAUUCGCUGCGGUGGUGGAUUUAUAGGGAAUUUGUUGGUUGUGGGAGCUUCUCGGUCGAUUUCGUGGAGCGGUGUAAUAAUUUAUGAAGUCUAGGGUUUUGCAAUUUGGGGGUUUGCACGACGAUGGGAAUUAAGUGGAGCUUGUGUUUGGUUUUGCACGUGGGUCCUGAUUGAAGCGAAAAGGCAGUAGAUUUUAUUGCUUUUGCUAAGUUUCUGUUUUGUAGGAGAAGAGAUAGAUUAAUCUGGGAUUGAUAAUUGAGUGGGGGGAACUGGAAAUAUGUUCUAUUCGCAGUUCAUAUUGGCAAAAAAGGGUCCUUUGGGGACCAUUUGGAUAGCCGCGCAUUUAGAGCGAAAGCUACGAAAGAAUCAGGUUGCUGAUACUGAUAUUGGAGUGUCCGUAGACUCAAUCCUUUCUCCAGAUGUUCCUAUUGCACUUCGGCUGUCCAGCCAUCUCCUCCUUGGUGUGGUGAGAAUAUAUUCCAGAAAGGUGAAUUACCUCUUUGAUGACUGUAGCGAGGCUCUGCUGAAAAUUAAGCAGGCAUUUCGGUCUACUGCUGUGGACCUACCCCCAGAAGAGUCAAAGGCACCAUAUCAUUCCAUCACCUUGCCUGAAACAUUUGAUCUUGAUGAUUUCGAGCUGCCAGACAAUGACAUUUUCCAGAGCAACUUUGUGGAUCACCACAUUAGUUCAAGAGAGCAAAUCACCCUUCAGGAUACCAUGGAGGGUGUCACUUACUCAACAUCAACAUUUGGUCUUGAUGAGAGAUUUGGAGAUGGCGAUGCUUCUGGGUUAGACCUUGAGGAGGAAUUACUUAUGGGCAAGAUUGGUGCUGCAGGGCCAUUAAAUGAAAGUGCCGAUCCACAGGCAUCCACUGUGUCAAUGACCCCUCCUAAGCCAGAGGACGAACCCGAUUCUAGGAUGCUGAAUAAUGUAGAUGCGGUUGAUGUUGAUGACAAUGCUAAUCUUAUGGACUACGCACAGGCUCCAUGCACUCCUGGAUUGGUAGAUGAACCCAACUUAUCCAAUGUCCAAGAGGUUUCAGCAUGCGAUGAUCACCUAGAAUCAGAAUGCCAUUUAGUGGAGUCAAAAGUGACGAAAAAAGCUAAAAGUGCCGACGAGGAUAAGCAUGAGGUUGAUUGUUUUUCCAGCAAUACUAACAUUUCCAAUGCAACUCCUGCAGCGCAAACCGAGGAGAAUAGCCAUCAACCGAUUAGCAUGGACAUAGACCUUUCAAAGCAACAGGGAGAAUUUCCUGUCGAUUCUAAUGUGGAGCAUGUGUCACUUGAUGAACCCAUGUCAGGAUCUAAGCCUGCUUCUGAUUUAUUAGAUAAUGUACUAAAUCCUGCGUCAGAAUUGAUUGACAAAACUACUGAGGUGACUGAUGAUCCCUCCAUAGAAGGAUUGCAGAUUGAAUCUGCAAGUAAAGGUGAAGACUCUUCUUUUCCUGAUGGAAAACCAUGUGAUGAUCACCAAGGUGUCAUUGACAUUGGCUUGGAAAAAAGUUCAUCUGAAGCUUAUGACCAGACCAGUAUGUCCCACCAAGCUCCUGAAGUUCUCUCAGCAAAUGAUCCUGAAUCACUUGGGACUGAAGCUGCUGGUGAUCAGGAGAAACUGUGUCAGCCUGCAUCAAAUUUAGAUUCAGAAAACAAAGAUGAGCUGCAUUCACAGAAUUGCGAUACCCAGCCCCCUCAUUCGAGCUUGUUGAAUGCUGAUGUCCAUGACUCCGGAUCUCCUAGGCCAACUGAUUCUGAGAUGCAAUCUAAGGAUGUUGCGUUAGAUCUUUCUGAGGGGGUGGAGGUGCAAGAUAAGGCAUGCCUCACCACUGAUGAUCUGGAAGCAAGUUUGAAGACCAAUCAUGUGCAAGAAGAUGCUCAUGCAUCUUCUAGAGAGCUGGAAGGUGAAGCACAUCCCGAAGAUUCACAUGAUAAGUUGAUGGAGAACCAAGAUAAGCCAGCAGAAACUGAAGUGCCUGCACCAGAGAAGUUACUGUCAGUUCCAGAUGGCCAUUUGGAUCAACAGAAGAACAUACUAAUAGAAGAGAGCCCCGGAGCACUUGAUGAUGGUGAUGCUGGCAGUAAAAACCUUUCAGGAAAGAAGCGGAGCUUCACUGAAAGUACACUGACGGAACAAAGUCUGAAUUCAGUUGAAUCUUCGGGGUUAGCCCAUUUCAAAAGGAAGGUUGAAUCUGUUCCUGACGAUGAUGAUCUGUUGUCCUCCAUUUUAGUCGGAAGAUCUUCGGUCCUGAAAGUAAAACCAACACCUCGUCUUUCUGAGGCAACUUCUGUCAAACGUACGCGUUUGGCUUCCCGUACUGCUGCUCCCAAAAGAAAAGUGCUUAUGGAUGAUACGAUGGUGUUGCAUGGCGAUACAAUACGGCAGCAGCUUACAAACACUGAGGACAUUCGCCGCUUAAGAAAGAAAGCUCCUUGCACUCUCCCUGAAAUUUCAGUGAUUCAGAAACAGCAUUUGGAAGAUGAAAUUUUUCUUGGACCCAUAUUAACUGGGGUAUCGGAUCAGUUGUCAUCUUUGCACAGUCAGAUAUGGGACUUGAGGAGAAUCACAGUGUGCAAGAAUGAUCUUGAUGGUUUUCUGGGUCAAGCUAUGGUUGAAACAGGGAUGCCUACAGUAACUGAGGAGAAAGCCGGUUCCCAUGACACAACAGCUGGACCAAGCAUUACUUCUCAUGAUGUCAAAAACGAUGAUUCUCUUACAGGUGCAGCUGAACAAAAUCUAAAUUCUCAAAAUGCUGAAAACGAUCAAACCCCAGACACAAAAUCCGAGAAUGGUUCAGGAGAGCCUAAUGCUACAGAACAAAGUGAAAUGACUGUUCCUGAAGAGGUUCUGUUGGAUGGAGACAAUAGUGUGGCCAAGCAGACUGUAAAUUCUCAACCAAGUGACACUAGCAUGAAGGAACCUGGUGAGAUAUACGAAGUCAAUAAUGAACAGCCUGAAGCCACCGACCACAUGGAUGCUGGUUUUUCAGUACAGGAGCUUCUUCUGGACGAAAAUGGAGUAGAAAAAAGUCAAAAGGAGAAUGAUGAUGUAAAUUCUUCUGCUUCUGCUGGAGGAAAACCACCAGACUCCACUGGGGAUGCUUCAGUAGAUGUUCUAGAUAAUCCUUCAAAUGUGAUUCAAGAUGGUUCUAUUAAGGAGACCAGUGAGGCAAACCUACUUGCUGAAGCCGAUACUUCAGCUGCUCUACCUCCUGCAGAGACAGAUGUACCGUACAUUGGGUUGGAUUCUACUCCAAUGGAUAUUGACAAUGAACAGAUCAUUGACACGCAUUCACUUGUAGAGAAGGAUGGUGAUGUUAAUGCUGCAGUUGAUACUGAGCCUGUCACGCAGGAGGAUUUUCUGUUGGGAGUGGUAAGUGAUGGUGGAAAUGUCGAGUUAUUUCCUAAUGCAGAAAACGAGCAUAUUGGGGCCUCUUUGUAUCCGGAUAAUAUUGAUAUGGGAGAUGAUGGUUUCAUGAAUAAUGGUGAGAAUCCUGAACCUACAGAAGCUUAUCAAAGCUACAUGCUGAAUGAAGAAUCUGGUUUUGAUCUGCAUGGUCAAGAGGAUCUGAACUACUAUGCUGCUGGCAAUGACACAGAGUUUCUAAAUGUUGAUGAUGAUGACCUAACCGAGAUAGAUGAUAUUAAUCCUGAUGAUGAGGAGGCGCAAUUUGCUGAAAACACCGGUUGGUCUUCACGUACAAGGGCUGUUUCCAAGUAUCUUCAGACACUUUUCAUCAAAGAGGCGGAGCAUGGAAAGAAAGCGCUUUCUAUGGACAACCUUUUAACCGGGAAAUCUCGCAAGGAAGCAUCUAGGAUGUUUUUUGAAGCUUUGGUUCUCAAAACAAGGGACUACAUUCAUGUGGAGCAACAUGAUCCCUUUGACGACAUUGCCAUAAAACCUCGAGUCCGGUUGCUGAAAUCCGACUUUUGAAUCAAAUUGAACUUUGUGAUGACGGUGCUAUUCUUUGUGGAGGCUGGGAAUCGAGCGAACAAGGUUGGUUAUGGUGUUCUUCAAGUAAAGUGGCUUUCACUGUUUUUAGGCGACGAUAUUGGAUAGUUGUUGGUUACUCGUAAUUUCUGAACUUGGUAGAUUGAUACAGUACAAACUUUCACUGCAGUAUGACACAGAAAAUGUGUUUGUAAUUGUAUGUGUAUAUAUUAUAUAUUAUUAUGAUUAUUAAUAUUAUUAUUACUAUUAUGACAAGAUGUAUAAGUUAAGUUUCAGUUUAUAUUAGCAAUGGGAAUAGAUGGCAGUUCUUUUGGUAA